AUGAUCACCAUGCCUCCACCAACGAUCGAACCAGACGAGAACCUCUUGGUGGUGAGUUUCGACGGGUCCGCGCGGGUGAAGCGCAGCGGCAGUGCGUAUAGUGCGGUCGUGUGGAAACUCCUGGAGUGGACGGUGGUGGAAGCCAUGGGGCGCGUCGUAAUUUGUGGAGACUCGAAUUUAGUUAUUCGUCAGACACAGGGUGAAAUGGACUGCAAAGCACCAGGACUGCAACUGCGCCGACAGAAGGCGUUGAACCAACUACUGUGGUGGCGGAAGCACGAGUUCCUUCACGUGAAGCGUGAAUGCAAUCAGAGUGCGGACAAGUUGGCAAGUGCGGCGCUGCAACGGGAAGAAGGCGAAAUAGUCACCUCAGAGGACGAUCGUCAGGACUUGAUCACCCUCAACCGACUGGGCGAAAUGCGGAAGCCAAAGUUGAUCGAGACAGUUGUCAGCGUAAACGCAAUCACGCGAGCCGCUGAGAGACAACGACGCACACCGAAAGCGAUGGAAGAAUCUAUCAUACAGCGCAUACGGUGGCAGAGGAUUAGGCAAGCUCAGGAGGAAGAGUGGUUGAUUGCGGACCUGAAGAGGUACCUGGACGGGGAAGUGAGUUUCUUGACAGCAGAAGAGGCGAAGGCAUGCUCGAAGAUAGCCGCGAAUUACGAAGUAGACGAGAACAGGCUACUCUUCUUUUGCCCAAGACACUGCAACGAGGCGAAGACCGCGACGGGGUCGUCAGGAUGGUGA
Messenger RNA from Phytophthora megakarya, 747 nucleotides. Lineage: Eukaryota; Oomycota; Peronosporomycetes; Peronosporales; Peronosporaceae. The record is from the annotation of a GenBank genome assembly.